Molecule: messenger RNA, 3897 nt
Organism: Talaromyces rugulosus
Lineage: Eukaryota; Fungi; Ascomycota; Eurotiomycetes; Eurotiales; Trichocomaceae
Exons: 11
Coding region: 1-3897 (1298 amino acids)
Biological process (GO): transmembrane transport
Cellular component (GO): membrane
Molecular function (GO): ATP binding; ATP hydrolysis activity; ABC-type transporter activity
Source: RefSeq, a predicted model, not a curated record
AUGAACUCCUCGCCAUCUAGCUCUUUUCUCUCAGAGCGUGAACAAAUACCGACAUCCGAAGAAAGAGAAGUUCUCUCUCAUGCAGAGAAAUCAAGUCUUCCACACUACAGGGAUAAUAAAGAAAACAUCAAAUCUCCCUCAAUCGCCAAUUAUCUGAGAAUCCUCCUCUAUGGUGCCAAAAAUGGUCGAGCCUUCACCAUUAUAUUAGGAUUGGUAUGUGCGAUGGGUUCUGGAAUUGCUCUUCCCUUGAUGAACAUUGUGUUUGGGAAACUUGUUGGUGACUUCAAUCGAUAUUUUGUGCCCGGCUCGGAGCAAAAUGAGCAAACGUUUAAAUCCUCCGUCAACAGAUCUACCUUAUAUAUUGUUUACUUGUUCAUUGGGAAGUUUGUGUUGACAUAUGUUUCCAUGGUUUGCUUCCGAAUCAUCAGUUUACAUGCGUCCGCCGCAUUGCGCCUCGAGUACACCAAAGCACUCUUUGCCCAGUCUAUAAGCCAACUGGAUGAGAUCACGGUGGGAGCCAUAACCAAUUCCAUUACAGCACUAUCGAACACGAUUCAGCAGAGUGUCUCUGACCGACUUGCCAUCUUGUUUCAAUCCCUAGCCCUCCUCAUUUCGGCAUAUGCCAUUGCAUUUCGGUACUCAUGGACGCUCACACUAGUAGUCAGUGCGGCCAUAUUAUUUGUCUUGAUUGGCUUUGCCAUAACAGUACCCUACCUUGUUAAAGCCCAACAGGAUGUGGAUAGACUUGAUAAUAAGCACGCAUCCAUUGCCUCCGAUGUGUUCAGCUCCAUUCGGACUGUGUUCUCCCUUAAUGCAGAAGCCCCACUGUCCAAGAAAUAUUCCCUGUUGGUUGAUGAUGCCCAAAAAAAAGGCAUGAAAAUUUCCCCGGUCCACGGAAUCCACCUUGCACUUCUUUUCUUCGCAAUGUAUGUCAGCUUCGCAUUGGCAUUCUGGUUCGGAUUGAAACUUUAUCGUGAAGGUCACAUUGCGAAUAUCAGCACUGUUAUUACGGUUUUCUUUUCAGUGUUGAUCGUGGUCACCGUCCUUGGGGGUAUUGCGUCGCCACUCAUAAUCAUCUCCAAGGCUAUCAGUGCUUCUGCAGCAUUCUUCAACAUAAUUGACUCGGAGAGGAUCUCCACCACCGGCCUGCGAGAACCUGUGGUAUCCAGUCGUACUGAUAUCGUAUUUCAAAACGUUGUAUUUGCCUAUCCGACGCGACCGAAUAUAUACGUUUUGAAAGGCUUUAAUGCUCGAUUUGAGAAAGGCAAAACAACAGCCCUCGUUGGACCAUCCGGCACCGGGAAGAGCACUGUCAUCGCCUUGAUCGAGAGAUGGUAUCAGCUGCAAGCCCCGUCUGACUCAGCAGAAGAAAGUUCCUCUGGAGACAUUCUUAUAGAUGGGCAAUGCAUAAAUAACCUAGAUUUGAAGUGGUUGAGAUCCCAGAUUGGACUUGUUGAGCAAGAACCAUUUCUUUUCAAUGACUCAGUUUACAAUAAUAUUUCUUUUGGACUGAUUGGGUCUAAGUGGGAGAAUGAAUCGGAGGACAAGAAGAAGGAACUGGUCAUUGAGGCGUGUAAAGAAGCCUUCGCUGAUGAAUUUAUCGAGCGGCUUCCUCUGGGCUAUUCUACCGUCAUUGGCGAAGGUGGCAUUACAUUAAGUGGUGGUCAACGACAGAGGCUUGCCAUCGCCCGAAGUAUUGUUCGGCAACCCCCAAUUUUACUCCUCGAUGAAGCUACAAGCUCGAUUGAUGUUCGUGGAGAGAAAGUUGUUCAAGCUGCCCUCACCCGCAUAUCUAAGGACCGCACAACAAUCGUUAUUGCGCAUCGCCUAUCCACCGUUCGAAGAGCCGAUCAUAUCAUUGUCAUGAAGGAUGGAAUUAACAUUGAGCAGGGCACCCACGAGGAACUCACACUAAAAAGUGGAAUGUAUCAUAGUAUGGUCUAUGCGCAGCAGCUCCAACCGUUGUCAGAUCUUGCAGAAGACGGGACUGAAGAUAUUGUAUUUUCGCCAAUAGAGAACAUCGGGUCUCGAGGUUACUCCAGUUACCACAGCGACGAUGGCGAAGACCAAGAAAGCGGCCAGAAAAGCAAGGAAGUUGGUUUUUUCCGCGCUUUUUGGGUAUUCGCGUAUGAGCACCGACGCCAUUGGAUUUUAUACGUUUUUAUCAUCAUUGGAGCAGUGGGAGCCGGGUCCGGUUAUGCGUUACAAAGCUGGCUUUUCGCGAAGUUGGUUGAGGUUUUUCAGUUCACGGGUCAAAGGCUUGUGGACGCAGCUAAUUUCUGGGCGCUAAUGUUUUUCAUACUGGCCCUCGCCAUGGCAGCUUUUUAUGGAAUGCUAGGGUUUGCAUCUAAUUCUAUCUCGAUGUUCAUUGUCUCCACGUAUCGUAAGGACUAUUUUUUCAACCUCAUCCGAGAAUCUGUGUCAUACUUUGACAGAGAGGAAAAUGCUUCUGGUAGCCUGGUCUCGAAAUUAUCAAUGGAUCCAAGGCAACUGCAGGAGUUAUUCGGCCCAACCGGUGUAUUUCCACUCAUUUCUGUUUUCAAUGUCAUUGGAUGUGUCGCCAUCUCAUUUGCCUUUGGGUGGAAGUUAGCAGCUGUCUCGAUUUUUGCUGCAAUGCCCUUCCUCUUCCUCGCAGCCUUCAUGCGUAUCCGGUAUGAGAUUAUGUUCGACUCCUUGAAUGCGGCGGUAUACAAAGAUAGCUCGAAAUUUGCCUCCGAAGCUGUGAGGGGAUUCAGAACCGUUACUGCUUUCACCAUGGAAGAUACUAUUAUUAGAAGAUACUCGGCGCUGCUAACCGAUCAGAGAAAAAAGGCCAUUCGAAAAGCAUGGUAUGCAACACUUGUUUUUUCGUUUUCAGACAGCGUUGAGUUGUGUGCAAUGGCACUUACCUUCUGGUACGGUGGCCAACUGCUGGCAUCACGAGAAUACGAACCUACUGUAUUCUUCAUCGUCUAUAUUGCAAUCAUCCAAGGGGGUCAAUCUGCCGGGCAGUUCUUCAGCUUCGGUCCCAAUAUCGCCCAGGCGAAAGCCUCCGCCAGCCGUAUUUUAGGAGCACGAUCAUCCGUCAAACAGCAACUUCAGAACUCCUCUCCAGAACCCUUGCUCUCUUACGGGCAAAACUGUGCUGCUGAUAUUGAACUCAGAGAUGUCUGCUUCAAAUAUGCUUCUCGAAAUAUCCCAGCACUUGUGAACGUUAAUAUUUCCAUUGACAGUGGUCAAUUCGUCGCAUUUGUUGGACCAUCUGGUUCUGGAAAGUCCACAAUCAUCUCAUUGCUAGAGAGAUUCUACGACCCCACACAUGGCUCUAUCCUGUUCAAUGGACGGGAUAUCUGCUCUCUUGAACUCUUUUCCUACCGAAAAUGCCUUUCCCUGGUAGCCCAAGAGCCAAAGCUGUUUGACGGUAGUAUUAAAGACAACCUGCUUCUCGGUCUUGAAAUCACUGAUGACAAGCUCAUCGAGAACCAAAUGGUACAGGCAUGUAAAGAUGCUGAGAUUCAUGACUUUAUCAUGUCACUUCCCGAUGGCUACUUUACCGAUCUUGGUACCAAUGCGCAAACAGCGUUCAGUGGCGGUCAGAAGCAGCGGCUCUGUAUUGCUCGGGCACUUAUCCGAAAACCCCUUGUGCUGCUUUUGGAUGAGGCGACAUCCAGCCUGGACUCACAGUCUGAGAAGCUCAUCCAGGAGGCGAUGGAGCGCUUAGCUGUAAAACGCAACAUGACUAUUAUAGCUGUUGCGCACAGGCUAGCCACAAUCCAGAAGGCAGAUGUUAUCUUUGUUUUAGGUGAGGGUGUGACUAGUCGGGGGUCAGAGAUCCUUGAGAAGGGAAACCAUAAUGAACUGUUGCGAAACAAGGGACCAUAUUGGCAAAUGUGUCAAGCACAGGCAUUGGAGUUGUAG